CUGGAGAGCUGGUUUGAAAUUCCGAUCUGAACAUAGCUAUCAAUACACUGUUUGAUGCCAACUGGAUUACGUUUUGCAAUGAACCGGAAAAGCCAUAUUGGAGUUCAACGUCGGCCAAAGCAGGUUCUCAGUUGCAUAAAGUCGCGUCGUAUUCUGAUAAAAAUUUGUCGUGACUUACAGUUAGUGCAACUGGUUUUAAGGUUAACUAUUGUACAAUUGUGCUGAGUGUUACUAAUACUAAACAAUCAGCGCAAAAAAUGACUAAGUUUUAUUUGCUCAUUUUAUUCAGUCUAUUUAAGACGACUUUUGGCGUACAACUGCCUGCCUAUAUAGAGAAAUGCCAUUUCGGUGACUCAAAAUGUUUGGUGAGAAGCAUCAACGAUUUUGUGCGUAAUUAUCCCAAGAAUGCAGCUGAGAUUGGGUUGCCAACGCUGGAUGCAAUCAAUGUGAAAGACGUUUCGGUUCCCGAAAAGCCAAAUGAUGCACCAAUUUAUCUCAGCUUUUACUUCACAAACAAUGUGUACAAGGGCUUCAACAAUGCCACAAUUACUCACGUGACGGGCUUCAACAAAAAUCCAACUAAAGAUCAAAUUGAAAUUCAGGCACGCAUACCAAGUUUGGUGCAUGAGGCAACCUAUCAUAUGCAGGGGCGCUACCUGUUGUUUGUUGCUAAUACAACGGACAAAUUGCUUUCGGAUUAUCAGAAUUUACAACUGACGAUUACGAUUAAGAUCACACUGGAAUACCGCAACAACAAGCGCUACUUAAAAAUCUAUGAAUUGGUGCCAAAAGCCGAUCUAGAUCGCUGGAUCGUUUGGAUGGAUAAUUUGUAUAGAGAAAAUACGGAUCUUACAAUUGCCCUAAAUCAUAUUAUGAACGAACACUGGGUAGAGUUUUGGAAUGGCGUUGAGCCCACUAUUCUUAAGAACAUUGCCACAUGCCUUGAGGGCAUGCUAAGCAAGUUCUUUGAAACAGUGUCCUACGACGACAUGUUUUUACCAGUCGAAAUUUGGAAUGAAUCGUCAGAUUAUUAAAUAUAAAUAUAGUAUUCAAAUUUCAGUCUCUGAUCGAUUGGAAACUGAAACCAGAGGCAGCUAAAAUUACAUUAGAAACUGGAAUCUUUUUCUUUAUUUACUGACUUGACUGAAUUUUUUUUUUAUUUUCUUAGCGGGGCUUUUUGAUGAAUAUACUAAAAUAAAUGUAAC
This is a messenger RNA of Drosophila grimshawi, 1205 nucleotides long. RefSeq lists its product as uncharacterized. Lineage: Eukaryota; Metazoa; Arthropoda; Insecta; Diptera; Drosophilidae. The record is from RefSeq and is a predicted model, not a curated record. The transcript has 4 exons. Bases 258 to 1034 code for a protein of 258 amino acids.